Molecule: messenger RNA, 1404 nt
Organism: Amphiprion ocellaris (clown anemonefish)
Lineage: Eukaryota; Metazoa; Chordata; Actinopteri; Pomacentridae
Product: basic salivary proline-rich protein 2-like
Exons: 5
Coding region: 1-1404 (467 amino acids)
Source: RefSeq, a predicted model, not a curated record
AUGUCACCCUCUCCUUCCUCCUGCCUGUUAAGACAGCCCAGCAGUGCAGAGGAGGCAACAGGUGUUCCUCAUCAGCCAGAAUCAGCCAGCUCAGCGGGUGCAACUAAUCAGCCUUCUCCAGUCCACUAUUUAACCGGACACAACCCAGCUCUCAGUGUGGGAGCCCACCCAGACGGCACUCAGCCUGCUAGUUCACCUGCUAGCCCCCAGCCCACUAGUUUCCCCUCCAACUCCGAAUCCGCCCCACGUUGCGUUAGGACUGGAGUUCUGAGUCUCCAGUCAAGGAGUAACCAUGGACAUACCCCAUUACCCGAUUACCCCGCAUAUGCUGUUUUCCCUAGCCCCCUGGACGAUGUUUGUAGCAAGUCUUCGUUCGAUGGGACCCGUCUCGCUUUUAAGCCCAGCCCUGGUCGAAAGCGGGGUCCCCGACAACGGAGUUCCCAGUCACCUCCCAUCUCCUCUAGCGACCUGUGCUCUUUCCUGCUCGAUAGAGCCCUGGGACUAGACAAUUUCCACCCCAGUCAGACCAGUUCCCCACCUGAACCCGGACCCCAGUACCCUGACGAGCCACCCUCCAGAAGGUCUUCCAGAAGGAAGAGAGGUUCCUGGAGACCCCAGACCUCGCCACCGAUGAGCGCCGCAGAGGUCCUGCCGCCGCCGCCGAUCUCCGAGGGGGUCGACGACGCGGCCUCACCCGUUCCUGAGGGGGUCGACGACGCCGCCUCACCCGUUCCUGAGGGGGUUGUCGACGCCGCCUCACCCGUUUCCGAGGGGGUCGACGACGCUGUCGACUCCGCCUCACCCGUCUCCGAGGGGAUCGACGCUGUCGACACCGCCUCACCCAUCUCCGAGCGGGUCGACGCUGUCGACGCCGCCUCCGCCUCGAACCAGCCUGAGUCAGCUGACCAACCCCCUGGCCGAGAGACUCCCCCUGGCCGAGAGACUAUUGAGCCCGGGUCAGCGGUCAGCCUCUCCGGCCCAGAGACUAUUGAGCCCGGGUCAGCGGUCAGCCUCUCCGGCCCAGAGACUGUUGGGCCCAUAUCAGCUGAAAAAACCCCUGCCCCUGGGUCUCCAGAGGGGUCCCGCCUUCACCUGAUCCGGUUCCCAGACCGGCCUCCAGCCCGGCCUCCAGAGGGGUUCAGUCGCCUUCGUCGCCGGCCUCCCGAGGGGUUCCGCCUCCUUUGCCGCCAGCCUCCAGAGGGGUCCCGCCUUCACACCGGACCUCUGAAGGUGUCCUGUGGUGUUGGCACCAAGACAUUGACAUCAGAUUCUUUGGGUCCUGUGGGUUACAGAGUGGAGCCUCUGUGGUCCAGACUUCUGAUGGAGUCUGCUGAUGCUCAAUUGGAGUGGGAUCUGGGGAGUAUAGUCCUGUUCUUUGAGCUGUUACUUAGGCUGAUGGCAUGA